Meleagris gallopavo (turkey) is the source of this 4488-nucleotide messenger RNA. Lineage: Eukaryota; Metazoa; Chordata; Aves; Galliformes; Phasianidae. The record is from RefSeq and is a predicted model, not a curated record.
CGGGGCGGGCACCCACCCAGCCCUUGUGUCCCUUAGCAGGGGACAUGGCCCCGGUGCUGUGGUUGUGGCUGGCAGCCCUGCUGGGCUCGGCCCGGGCGUGCCCCGAACCCUGCGCUUGCGUGGAUAAGUACGCCCACCAGUUCGCCGACUGCGCCUACAAGGAUCUCCAGGUAGUGCCCACUGGGCUGCCCUCCAACGUGACCACCCUCAGCCUGUCGGCCAACAAGAUCACGGCUCUGCAGAGGCGCUCCUUCCUGGAGGUGACCCAGGUGACGUCCCUCUGGUUGGCGCACAAUGAGAUCCGCACCAUCGAGCCCGGCGCCUUCGCCAUCCUGGUGCAGCUGAAGAACCUUGACAUCAGCCACAACCAGAUCGUGGACUUCCCCUGGCAGGACCUCUACAACCUCAGCGCCCUCCAGCUGCUCAAGAUGAACAACAACCACAUGGCUGCGGUGCCCCAAGGGGCUUUCCACACCCUGAAGGACCUGCGGUCUCUGCGCAUCAACAACAAUAAAUUCACCACGCUCGCCGAAGGCAUCUUCGACUCACUCAGCUCCCUGUCCCAUCUGCAAAUCUACAACAACCCCUUCGAGUGCUCCUGCAAGCUCCAAUGGCUCAAGAAGUGGAUGGACAGCACGCUCAUCUCCAUCCCAGAGAAGGAAUCCAUCACCUGCAGCCUCCCGGAACAGCUCCGUGGGAUGCCGGUGGGUAAGAUCCCAGAUGCACAGUGCACCUCACCCUCUGUGCAGCUUACCUACUACCCCAACCUGGACACCACGGAGCUCUUUGAUGGCUUCACCUUGACGCUGCACUGUGCCGUGACAGGCACUCCACCACCCGAAGUCAGCUGGAAGAUCCGCACCUCCAGCCAGACCCUGGAGCUCAGCGGCAGCCCAAGCGAGAGUGCAGGGAAGGACCCCCCCAAACAGGACCCUGAGCGCUUCUUGGUCUUCAAGAAUGGUACGCUGGUUAUUCCUCACCUGAGCAAGCGGGAGGAGGGCACCUACACCUGCCUGGCCACCAAUGAAAUGGGGAGCAACCAGACCUCGGUCAAUGUGGCUGUGGCUGGAUCCCAGAAGUACCCGCUGCAGCCUGGCAGGGACCCAACGGGAGGCAAAGCACAGCCAGGUGACAAGAAGCCUGGAGCCAAGGGAGCGAAGAACAGUGUGCUCACACCCGAUGAGAGGAGCAAACCCCUCAGCCCCACCCGGCAGAGCCACCCAUCCUCAGCAGCUGGGAUGGAGCCCACGGGAGACGGGAAAGUCCCCUUCCAGCUUCCUCCCUUUGAGAAGAAGUGUGGCUCCAUGCCAACCAGCAGAUACAUUUCCAACCAUGCCUUCAACCAGAGUGGUGACUUCAAGCAGCACACCUUCGACUUGGGUGUGAUCGCCUUGGAUGUGUCGGAGCGCGAUGCCCGGGUGCAGCUGACGCCCACCUACGUGCAGCCCGACAAGGUGCAUCUGAGGAUGCUCUACCUGUGCCAGGAGAGCAGCCAUGGCCACGCCUUGGUACAGUGGUCCAAGAUCGAGGAAGGAGUGAACUCAUACUGGUUCCAGGGCUUGAAGCCUGGCACCAAUUACUCGGUGUGCCUCACUUACCUAGGGGAGGACUGCCAGGUCCAAGUGGUCUUCACCACCAAAAAGGAGAUCCCCUCUCUCAUCAUCAUUGUGGUCGUGAGCAUCUUCCUGCUGCUCCUGGCCACCCUCCCCCUGAUGGGUGCCACGUGGUGCCACCUCCUCUCCAAGUACCAGGGCAAAACCUACAAGCUGAUCAUGAAAGCCCAGAACCCAGACCAGAUGGAGAAGCACAUGGCUGCCGACUUCGACCCCCGCGCCUCCUACCUGGAAUCCGAGAAGAAUUACAACCCCAGCGAGGUGGGGGAAGGGGAAGCAGAGGAAGAGGACGAGGAUGAGGAAGAUGAUGACGAAGGAGGCAGGCGGAGGAGGAGGAGAGAAGCCGAGGAGACCACGGAGCUAGAGCGGGAGGAGAGCGUAGCAGCCAGCUCCAUGGCGGAGUCGCAGUCCAAAGCCAACGGUGAGGAGUUUGAGGUGCGCUCCGAGUACAGCGACAAGCUGCCCCUGGGUGCCGAGGCUGUCACCAUCUCCCAGGAGAUCAACGGGAACUACCGGCAGCGUCCUCAUCAAAAACCCGAGGGAAAGGCUGAACGGCAGCUCCGAACCUCGGCUGGGCGCCCGCAGUUCUGUGAGUUUGACCCCGAUAUCAUGCGGGACAAGGGUGGAGGGGAAGGUCCCGCUGCGAGCCCCCCAGUGACCCGCUCCGAUCCCGCUAAUCCCAUCCCCCGUACUAUUUUUAACCCCGCUCACGGCUUCGGUUGUCGCUUGGCAAGCACACACAGAUCCCCUGCUGGCUACUCUCACGGCCACCCUCACAUCCCCUGUCUGUCCUCAGGAGGAAGGAUGGGGCCGCUGCUGUGCUGCCUGGGCAUCGCCGUGCUGCUGUGCCGCGGGCUGGCCUGCCCCGGGCCCUGCUCCUGCUCCACCAAGAAGAACGGGCGCCUGCUGGCCGAAUGUGCUUACAAGGAGCUGCCCGAGGUGCCGCGGGGACUGUCCCCUAACGUCACCAUCCUGACACUGUCGGCCAACCGCAUCAGCUGGCUGCGGCGCAGCGCCUUCGCCGAGGUGCCCGAGGUGCAGUCGCUGUGGCUGGGUUACAACCAGAUCGGCGGUGCCGAGCCGGGCGCCUUCGCCAUGCUGUCACAGCUGAAGAACUUGGACCUGAGCCACAACAAGAUGGUCACCUUCCCAUGGCAGGACCUGCGCAACCUGAGCGGGCUGCAGAUCCUCAAGCUGAACAACAACCGGCUGGCCGGGCUGCCCCGAGAUGCCUUCCAGGCGCUGGCGGAGCUGCGCUCGCUGUGGCUCAAUGACAACCAGCUCACCACGCUGGCCGAUGGCACCUUCCACCAGUUGCCCUCGCUGUCCCAGCUGCAGCUCUUCAAUAACCCCUUCAACUGCUCCUGUAAGCUCUUCUGGCUCAAACGCUGGGCUGAGAGCACCUCGGUGUCCUUCACCAAGGGUGGUUCCACGCUGUGUGCGGCACCGGGGCGGAUGCGGGGCCGGGCGGUGACCGACAUCCCGGCGCAUCAGUGCGUGGCCCCAUCAGUGCAGCUCACCUACCUGUCCAAACUGGACAACACGGUGCUGCCCGAUGGGCUGACACUCAGCCUGCACUGCAGCGUGGCGGGCAGCCCCCUGCCCCAGAUCCGCUGGAGGAUCCAGACCCCUGGGCGCGGUGUUGAGAUCGAUGGGCCCAAUGUGGCUCGGGAUGGGAGCCUCUCCCCAUCUGGGCGCAUCAAACAGAGCCAGGAGCGCUUCUUGGUCUUCAAGAAUGGCACCAUGGCCAUCCCCAAGUUCAGCAAGGAGGAUGAAGGCACUUACACCUGCAUCGCCAUCAAUGAUGUGGGCACAAGAGAGGUGUCGGUCAAUGUGGCCUUGGCAGGAUCAGAGAAUCCAGCUGAAGACCUGCUACAGGAUGACCCCCAUGCCAGCCCACUCGGGGGACGGAGCUGCUACAAGGGUGAUGAGAUGGAUCCCGUUGGUGCUGGGGAGAAGCUGGUCAUCGUCUACCACGUGCCAAGGGAGGUGAAGGGCACGGCUGGAGGAGCUGCACCCCAGGUUGGGCUGGUAACCCUGCUGCUGGCCUUGGGCAUCGUGCUGGGCUGGUAAAGGGGAGCAGAGACUGGUGCCAGGGCUCCCUCACUUUCUGUAUCAUUUACCUUCACAUAGUGCCACGUGUUUGCUGAGCUUUUGGAACUGCAGGCGGGCGCCAGAGUGGCCGAGAGCUGCGCCCAGGGCUGGUCCAACCCCUGCGUACAUAGGGGCAGGGCUGGAGCUGAGAGCUCCAUCAAGGCUUGGGUGAUGUAGGGUAAAUCCACACUGUGCUGUUGCUCCAGGGCCAGACAGCCUUACGUGGGGUCCUUUAGGGAAUGGAGGCAGCACAGUUCUUCUUUGUGUGAUUGAUAUGGCAGAGGAGGUGCAGAGCAACCGGUACCAGGCAUGGAUCAGGCCACGAGGAGCAGGCUAAGCCUUUCCUGCAUAGGACUGGUUGGGUGAGGGACUACCCAUGGUGUCUGUGCCCUCCCUGUGUCGCAGGGCCAGGCCCUGCCACCUCACUGUCUCACACAUCUGUGAUGCAGAUGUUUUCCCCUACAUUCACCACUGGAGCCCACAGUCCAAACGCCUCGGCCGGGCCGGUCCCACCGAGCUGCACUGCUCAACCCCACAGCUUCAGCAGGGGGAACAGAGACCAAAGAGACCACAUGAAACCAAUUAUCCCAAAGUGCCUUACAUCUCUGUAGGACAUCCACGCUGUGCCCCUGGUGCUGUGGGCUCAUGGUGGGACCGCCGAGCAUCCCUCAUGUUUUCUGCUAGCGUGUGCCUGCAGGAGCUAUGCAGACUCCUGUAGCCUUGUAACCUAAGCUGUGCCACCAACCGUGUACCAAGCACAAUAAAUACCUUUUGUAAACCA